AUAAUUAUUAGGAAAGUAGACAGGUGACGUGUGGAGGUGGACGUGGAGUCGUGUAGAAUUAUUAAUCUCGAAAAUUAUAAAAAUGAAGUUACUUUUAUUAUUUAUUUUUGCGUUUGUAGCGUGUAAUGCACAAGCACCAACACUAGUUUUACUUGAUAAUCAAGUAAUCAAAGAAACCCAUUCAACAUUUUUCAGAUCUUUACAAGAUAGAGGCUACAUACUAACAUUUAAAAUAGCAGAUGAUUCCUCUCUAGUUUUAUCGAAGUAUGGAGAAUAUUUGUACAAGAAUUUGAUUAUAUUUGCACCCUCUGUAGAAGAAUUUGGUGGUAACUUAAAUGUUGAAACUAUUACCCAGUUUGUAGAUGAUGGUGGAAAUCUUUUAAUAGCAGGAAGCAGUGCAACUGGUGACGUUUUAUCAGAAAUAGCUUCAGAAUGUGGAUUUGAGAUUGAUGAGGAAGGAACUUUUGUAAUUGACCAUCUAAAUUAUGACCUUACUGACGAAGGACAGCAUACGAAGUUGGUUAUCACUUCUGACAAUUUAAUUGAUGCACCCAUAAUAGUUGGGUCCAAAAAAGGUGUUGCUCCAUUACUCUAUCAAGGUACAGGAAUAUUAGCGGAUCCAGAAAAUCCUUUAGUGUUACCACUGUUAACUGCAGAUAGUACCAGCUACAGUUAUAAUCCUAAUCUACCUGUAAAAGAGUAUCCUCAUGCAGUUGGUAGAGACACGGUUUUGAUAGCCGGUUUGCAAGCAAGAAACAAUGCUAGGGUUGUUUUCAGUGGAUCAUUGUCUUUUUUCUCGGAUGAAUUUUUCAGCUCUCCAGUCAAAAAAUCUCAGUCUGGAGAAGCGGCUCUAAAGUCAGGCAAUGAAGAAGUAGCUACUGCCAUUAGUCAAUGGGUAUUUAGAGAGCACGGUCAAUUGAGGGUGAAAUCUGUGAAGCAUCACAAAGAAGGAGAAAAAGAAGCGCCUCAAGAUUAUACCAUAAUGGACAAUGUCGUAUAUACAAUCGAAAUAGACAUUUUGGAAAAUGGUCAAUGGAAACCCUUCACAGCCAACGAUAUACAAUUGGAAUUCGUUCGAAUCGAUCCAUUCGUUAGGACGACGCUUCAAAGAAAACCAUCAGGGGAAUACGAAGCCAAAUUUAAGAUUCCAGAUGUUUACGGGGUGUAUCAGUUCAAAGUCGAUUACGACAGGGUGGGUUAUACAAGGUUAUUCAGUACUACACAAGUUUCUGUUCGUCCACUUCAACAUACUCAAUACGAGAGGUUUAUUACCAGCGCUUAUCCUUAUUAUACAGGAGCGUUCUCGAUGAUGUUGGGUGUGUUUGUAUUCUCAUUUGUAUUUUUACAUUUUAAGGAAGAUGAUAAAAAGUCCAAGAGUGAGUAAGGGCACGAUUUUGUAAAUAAUUUUGUAAUCAAGAAAUAUAAGUUGUGAAGUCCUUACGUUUUUACAUAUUUUGAAUACCCUUAUAAUAAUUUGCUUUCCAAUUUAUUAAGCACUUUGAGCACGAAACCUAUGGGCUCGACGCUCAUGAGCUGGGCACACAAGAAUCAAGUGGAACAAACUUUGGUGAAUUUUGUAUCAAUUUUCAAAACAUUUCACAAAUUAUUUGUUUAUUUGUUGUCGUUUUCGAAAUACAAGAUACUUGAUUGAUUGAAUAUAAAAGAUACGAAUACCAUGGAAGCACUCCUUUGAAACUAUAUUUUUUACUAUGUAUACCUUCUUAAGCCCAUUUUUCUUCAUUAAGUAAUAGUGCAUAUUCCCAAUUUUCCUCUGAAUCCAAUAAUAUGAGAAAAGUUCAUUUUAAACAAAAACAAAUGUAAAUCAAAAUAAAUUGAAACGAAUUUGAAAUACAUGCCCACAGAGUGUCAAUUCUACAGUUUGUUUAAAGCCCAACUUUGGUGCUCACGGGGCCCAAACCUUUUUCUAGUGUUUGAGGGGUAAGGGGAAAACGCAACUACUCGACGCACAGAUCUUAAAAACGACAGGUUGAGUUGGGUUUGAAGUAUUGCGCACCCAUGUGCUCGUUUGGAUGCUCAAAUUGUGUAAUUGGAAAGCGACUAUUGCCUCUACGGAAAAAAUUUACCUGUCAAAACCUGACAAUGACAGAAAUCAAAUACCGGUAGGUAACCGUAAUGAUUGGUCGCAUUCAGCGGACGUAACGCAUAUCGCUAACGGUAACGAUCGCGAAAAUGUGGAGCGUUCACUGUCAAGAUUUUUUUGCUUAAUGUGUCUUGUUCAUAUAUGUAAUACUUUUGUAUGGACAGUUUCUAUAAGUGGAAGCUGUUCAGACUAAGGGAGACAGAAUGGGAACGAUUUCUCUAUCCCCCGAGGCUCCAGCUCGGUUCUGCGCAUUCUCAAGCAUGCGCAAUAUAGAUAAAGAGAACGAGAGAGAAAAUGAAUAUUGUCGGCACCAUAACGUAGUGACGUUUUUUUCCAUACCAACUGUCCAUAUAGAUGUAUUAUAUAUAUGGUCUUGUUAGUUUAUGACAGGUAUAUUUACAAAACAAGGUUUGCUCUUUGUAGCUGCACUGGAACAGCAAUGAACUGGACCAGUGCAGGCCAUCUCAUGAGUGUAUAGAAUUAGUUCCAUCGGUUGCAAAGAACGAUAUAGUGUAGAAAGCAAUGGAGCAUUUGUUGAUUGUUGUAUUUGAGGUUAUUUGAUGUGAUUCAGGCCUUGUAGUAUUAACAAUAAUAGAAAACGAUUUAGUACUUUUUGAUAUUUUACAUUCGUCCGAUGACGAAGAUGUAGUGUCACCGUUUCCAGAUUACACUUAUUGCAUUGGCUGAACUGACUAGAUCCAGUGGAAUCAGUACAGUGAACACGAUGAACUAGUUCUCUUGCACUGCUACUAAGAACAGCGACACUAGCGCUGGUUAUGUUAUAAAUAAAGCUUUAGUGUACAUUUCCUGAACUAGUUCUGCCAGUGCAACUAUCAAGAACAAACCUACAUAUGCUAUUUUCGUUGCUGUUUUUUGAAUUUAACAAGUGUUUCAUUGAAUGGUAAAUGUGGAGGUAUUUCGUCUAGUACCUUUACAAAGAAUUACGAGGUGUUUUCAUCAUGUACCCAAUUUAUAUGUAUAUAAAAAUUAUAUCAUUAUUAUUCAGAACUGUAUCGUUGUUGAUUAUUCAAUUUCUUGUUUUUAUAUGUUUUAUUAAAAAUAUAUUUUUUACUAGUAGUUUUAUUUAUGUUUACUUUCAUUAUCAGGUUUACAAUCUACCAUGUUUAUCCAUAGAGAUAUUACAGAGAUAUGGUAAUAUCUCUAUGUGUUUAUCACUGGCCUCUUUUUUUUAUCUUUUGGCAGGACAAUUAAGCUAAAUAACUAAAAAUGCACAUAACUUGAAACUAUGGAACAAAAACGGCUUGACGUUUGAUCACAGAACACAGCCGAUUUAACAAAUUUUACUUCUGCUACCGCGACCUAGCACAAAUUAAAAGCACUCCGAAAUAUGGCAUCCGCUCCAGAACAUGUUGAGUUUGUAGCGUAUGUAUCACUGAAAGAUUCCUCUUGGAUUCUACAAGCUGCAUAACGGGUUUGUCAGGUAAGCGCGAUCAUUGUUUUUCGUACGCCAAACAUGUGAGCUAUGUUUCCACUUCGCUCGCGAUUUGCAUUCGAAAUAUACCUUUAUGUGAGUGUUCAUCAUGACGUUCUCGUCACGACCACAACGAUUGUAAUCGUCAUAUGGAUCGGGUAAAAGAGUAUUUCAGGGGUUCUGAACUCUUAGUGGAACGCAGCCUAUAAAACAGAUGUUUUGUUAUCUGAAGCCUUCAAUCUCCCUAUGUAAUUACACUAUUAAUAAAUUGAUAAAAAAUUAACUAACUAUACCAAAAUCUUUUUCUUUGAUAUGUCCUAAUAUUUUUUAACUCAGAGCAACUGAUGAUCUGCACAUUAAAUUUGCCUUAUGUCUAAAAAAAGAUUAAUCAAGAGCAGAUUUAAAAACAGAUUAAUAGAAGAAGUGUAGUUCUAUGGUCGCGAAUAUGACAACUAAAUAUAG
This is a messenger RNA of Diorhabda sublineata, 3995 nucleotides long. RefSeq names its product dolichyl-diphosphooligosaccharide--protein glycosyltransferase 48 kDa subunit (gene Ost48). Lineage: Eukaryota; Metazoa; Arthropoda; Insecta; Coleoptera; Chrysomelidae. Bases 83 to 1384 code for a protein of 433 amino acids. Gene Ontology annotation, cellular component: oligosaccharyltransferase complex; endoplasmic reticulum membrane. The transcript is spliced from 6 exons. The record is from RefSeq and is a predicted model, not a curated record.